AACGUCACAGGGACUAUACAGGAGAGUUUUGUUGGAAGUUAGAAAGUUUUGCAGCCUCCAGAGGGCUGUAGCGGCAGUAGCAGAAGCAGCAUCCAAGGGACUCCUGGAAGGGGAAGAGAGAGAGCGAGCGAGCGACUGACUCAGUCCUGCUGCAGAGAACUGACUCGAGGCGACGGAGGCAGACAUGGAACAUCAGCUGCUGUGCUGCGAGGUGGAGACCAUCCGACGAGCCUACCUGGAUGCCAACCUCCUCAAUGACAGGGUGCUGCAGACAAUGCUCAAGGCGGAGGAGACCUGCUCGCCCUCCGUCUCCUACUUCAAGUGCGUGCAGAAGGAAAUCUUGCCAUAUAUGAGGAAAAUAGUUGCCACUUGGAUGCUGGAGGUUUGCGAGGAGCAAAAGUGCGAAGAGGAAGUUUUCCCCUUGGCUAUGAAUUACUUGGACAGAUUUUUGUCUUUUGAACCCCUCAAGAAAAGCCGGUUGCAACUGCUCGGAGCUACCUGCAUGUUUGUGGCUUCAAAAAUGAAGGAGACUAUUCCUCUGACCGCAGAAAAACUGUGCAUUUAUACAGAUAACUCCAUUAGACCCGACGAAUUACUGCAAAUGGAGCUGCUGCUGGUGAAUAAGCUGAAAUGGAAUCUGGCCGCAAUGACCCCCCACGAUUUCAUUGAACAUUUCCUCACUAAAAUGCCUCUGGCAGAGGACACCAAGCAGAUCAUCCGUAAACAUGCUCAGACUUUUGUGGCUCUGUGCGCUACAGAUAUUAAAUUUAUUUCAAACCCACCUUCCAUGAUCGCAGCUGGCAGUGUGGUAGCAGCUGUGCAAGGCCUGCAUCUGGGGAACACUAACACUUUCCUCUCCUAUCAAUGCCUCACACAUUUCCUAUCACAAGUUAUCAAAUGUGAUCCGGAUUGUUUACGGGCCUGCCAAGAACAGAUUGAAUCCCUCCUGGAAUCCAGUCUACGCCAGGCACAGCAGCACAACGUAUCUUCAGAAACAAAGACUGUAGAGGACGAAGCAGACCUUUCCUGCACACCCACUGAUGUGCGAGAUGUGAACAUUUAAGAGGACUCCUUCUUCUUCUUCUUCUUCUAAUGGAUUUGCUUGGCAAGAAAAGCAGACAAAGAAAGGGCAUCUGAGAAGGAAUCAGCAUCAGGAUCUCCCCCCCAGAAACCCUUUUCUCCAGGACAUUUUUAUACCAGAAGGGAAAACCGGUCUCGUUAUAUUUUUUUCUUGCUCUGUCUCCCUUCCAUCUGUGACUUCAAACAAACAAAUAAAACAAAAAGUACCCCAAAAACUGUCUUA
Molecule: messenger RNA, 1303 nt
Organism: Empidonax traillii (willow flycatcher)
Lineage: Eukaryota; Metazoa; Chordata; Aves; Passeriformes; Tyrannidae
Gene: CCND1
Product: cyclin D1
Exons: 5
Coding region: 185-1063 (292 amino acids)
Biological process (GO): regulation of cyclin-dependent protein serine/threonine kinase activity; mitotic cell cycle phase transition; positive regulation of G1/S transition of mitotic cell cycle
Cellular component (GO): nucleus; cyclin-dependent protein kinase holoenzyme complex; cytoplasm
Molecular function (GO): cyclin-dependent protein serine/threonine kinase regulator activity
Source: RefSeq, a predicted model, not a curated record